CAUAUAAAUAGCCACUGCGUAUUUCUGAGGCUGCGUUUUGCGUUUUUUCCCUAGCGUUAACUCCGGAAGUCUAUGUGCUGGCUAUUUAUUUAUGAUUAUUUAAAAAAAAUAUAAUGCCUUUUUUUGUGCGUGUAGAACAAAUGGAUUAGAACAAAAAAAAGUGUAAUUUUUUCUGUUCCUUGAUUAUUGUUCGUGGAUGAAAAUUUGUUGUAAUCUGUCAGGAAACCUACGAUUCUCAUUCCUCAUUAUCAACCUUUUAACGAAGCUCAAACAAAGCUCACAUAUCAAACAAAAAUAUUAAAAGCUCAAAAAAUAGCGUAAACAUUGUGAGCUAACAAGGCAAAAGCUAACACACAACUUCCUCCCAUCCGGUCUUGUUUAUAGUAGAAUUGGAAUAGUGUCAAAGUGUGCAAAAGUUUCUCUACUAAAAAAAAAUUAGGGACAAACAAUAGUGUCGAAGGGAGUGUGGUACACCGUAGUUAACAAAAAAAAAAAGAAAAUGUAAAGAACAAGUGGUUUUCGCGAUAUUAAAAAAAAUAAUUGCCUUAUGGUUGUUUUGACAGUCAGAAUUGCUUUUCAGCUCGUUCCAAGGGUUCAAGAGAGAAUGAAGAUAAAAUACCUCAAUACAGCUGCUCGUUUAAUGCAUAGACGCGACUCGACGGUAUGAAAAGCUAACAUAACGAGAACACCUCUAGCGAGAAGGCGGUUGUGUAACCUUUUGGAGUCAUCUUUAUUUCCAAAAUCAUGUGAACGCUUCAAAAUAUCAGAGCUUGGAAGUAAAACAAGACAGAGGGCUGGGAAUAUACCGCAAAAGGCUAUGCUAAGAAUGCUUUUAGCUUCAAAGGCCUGGCUCUUCAUUCUUGUUGGGCUCCCUGUGUUGUCCCAGGGUGUCAUCCGGGUCCUUCAGUGUUAUCGGGAGAGUUACUUCACCAGAAAAUACAACGAUCGAAUUUUGGUGGGUUACGUGAUCCAUAGACAAGUGUGUGACAACGAGAUGAGCUGUGCACGAAAGUGUUUGUCGAUUGACAGAUGCCAAUCAUUCAACUUUAAAGACACCGCUGAUCAAAAUGGUAAACACGUUUGUGAGCUCAACAGCCAAACUGCGGGCUCAAGGCCAGACGGCGUCGUCAACGAAGUUGAAUUUGGCUACUUCGAAAGCGCGGAGCGGAGUAACGAGCGUGGUUGUCAUAGUAAUCCCUGUCAGAAUGGAGGCUUGUGCCUGGACACGUGUUAUGGCAAGAUGUUCACGUGUACAUGCAAGAUGUUUUUUACAGGCGAAUACUGCGAAAAGGCUGUUGCGCAAGACUGCAAGGACAUCCUAACUCUUGGUGGGACACAAAGCGGAAUCUACCCGAUUAAUCUCGACAGCCGACCGAUCAAUCCCGAAGGGCAUCCGAUCAAUCCCGACGGCUACAGCGUACAGCAAGUCUUCUGCGACCAAUCAACAGACGGCGGCGGUUGGGUCGUCAUACAGACACGUCAAUCACCCUACAACACCAGUUUCCAUAGAAACGCGAAGGCUUACGAGGACGGCUUCGGGAAACUGAACGAGGAGUUCUGGCUGGGAAACCUGGUAAUCCAUACUCUGAGCUCGUCUUCGGCUCGAGAGCUGAGGGUUGUUCUAGAGGCAAAUGUGAGGGUUGAAUUUGGUGUGUACGCCAAGUUUCGUGUCUUUAGGAACUACUCUCUGGAUGUUGGGGGCUUUAGUGGGUCUAUUGGAGACGCCAUUAGCUCAAGUAUUAGCCAAUCAGGGAUGCUUUUCUCGACAUUUGACAAUGACAGGGAUACGGCUUUGGGUAAAAAUUGCGCGUCGUCUUCCAAGUCAGGCUGGUGGUAUAGUGAUUGCGGGCAUGCAGAUCUGAACAAGGACAACAUGCCAUUGUGGGACACUUGGGGUUUCUUUGCGCUUAUCACUAAGUGUACCAUGAUGAUGCGUUAGGCAAGCUGUCAGUCAUACAGGCCUAGGACAAGCGCGAGAGAAAUCUGUGAUUUGCCGGGCCUAAUAGUACAUCGCGCUUCUGCUUUGCCGAUUCUUAUUGGCUAUUUAUGACACAAAUACAUUGGGUUUAACGUUGAUUCAGACGUCGACUAAAUAAGUCGCGCUCAACAUGUUGCGAGCAUUAAAAAUUGAUGUGAAAUUUCUAUUGAAAAAAAUAAAAAUAAAUUCACAUAAAAAGCUCGACGUUUGAAUCGGUCGUGCCAAUCCAAAAAAUUAAUUCGGCACGCGGCAGAAGCGCGAGGUAUGAAUCUACCAAACACAGGGAAACACUUAUCUAGAUUCUUCUAAAUUUAAUAAAUUUUAAAAUUGUAGUGAUUUCACGGAAAGUUAAGCAUUGCUAAUAUAUUUGACACUUGACGGUUAAUAGACCAUGUCUGUGAUGCUUUAACAAAAAAUAGAGACCUCGAUUUUUUCUCGUUCCGACUUAACUACAAAUGUAAUUGACAAAGUUCGACAUUUAUUUUACGCUGUUAUUUAUCUGUUUACUUUGCUCAAUGUUGUCGAAAUCGUAAAUAAUCAUUAGUACAUUAGCACCAA
This is a messenger RNA of Nematostella vectensis (starlet sea anemone), 2536 nucleotides long. Its product is annotated as fibroleukin. The record is from RefSeq and is a predicted model, not a curated record. Lineage: Eukaryota; Metazoa; Cnidaria; Anthozoa; Actiniaria; Edwardsiidae. Bases 818 to 1939 code for a protein of 373 amino acids. The transcript is spliced from 5 exons.